AUUUUAAAGUGUUGCAGUUGUAGUCGACUAACGAUUUCUAAUGGAAAUGUAUAAUAUAUAUUAUAUUAUAUACUUUAUGCAUAUUAUCACGAUGAUAUUAUAAUGUUCAAUUAAGUUGAACACCGUCACAGUCGUCACACCGGUCCUCCAUCGAACUCGAACAGUCCAUAGAUAAAAGAUUGGAACAGUCUACAACUGACAACUGUUACAGGAUAAAAUAUUAAUAUCAUUUCGUACAAGCGUAACUAUAUACCCAAAUGCCGUAUUGUCGUAAUGCCGUAGUGGUGCCGCCUGCUGCAUUAUCAUUUAGAUAAUAGUAAAUAGUAAUAAUAAUAUUCAAUUUAAUCAGAUUUUCAUAUUUUAUAAUAUUUUACAACCUUAAAAGUUGUACAGUCGCGAUUGUCUGAUAGAUUGCAUGUCCCGAAGUGAUCAAUUUUAUUAUUUUCGUAGUUGUACUGUAGCUGUCAAAUAAUGAUUUGCUAUCAGUUAGCAUUGUCGAAUGUACAAUCGCUGUAGUUAUUGUAAUAAAAUUCUUGUCAUUUGUACUACCUACUAUACUUGUAACAGCUAGUGCCUCUAAUAGGUACUAUUAUACAUAAUGUUGGAUUUACAAGAACCAAAGUCUAAAAAACCAGCUGAUACCGCAUUCAAACAACAACGGCUCCCUGCGUGGCAACCAAUUCUCACGGCACGCAAUGUAAUGCCCAUAUUCUUUGCAGUGGCAGCAGCAUUUAUUCCAAUCGGCAUAGGUUUACUAUACCUUACAAAUCUGGUUCAAGAAUUUACUCUUGAUUAUACCCACUGCAAAUCAAUUGAUUCAAUUUAUGAUACGCGAUCUUGUGCUGACAUUAUUGGUAGCAAUCGUAGUAUGUCUUGCCAUUGCAGUAUUCCAUUUAAAUUGGAUGAAGACUUUUCUCCUAAUGUUUACAUGUACUAUGGGCUAACCAACUAUUACCAAAACCAUCGGCGYUAUGUAAAAUCAAGGGAUGAUUUUCAGUUGCUUGGAAAACUAAGCAAAACUCCAUCUAGUGACUGUGCUCCAUAUGAUUAUCACAACAACAAGCCCAUUGCUCCUUGUGGAGCAAUUGCCAAUUCAUUAUUCAGUGAUAAAUUAACAUUGAUGUACAAUGAAAGAUAUGUUCCAUUACUUAGAACACAAAUUGCUUGGAAAUCUGAUAAAAAUAUCAAAUAUCAAAAUCCAGAACAUUCCAAAGGAAAUUUGAAAGAAGCAUUUAAAGACUUUGAAAAACCAAUUGACUGGCGUGUGAAUAUAUGGGAAUUGGAUGAAGAAAAUGAAUUUAAUAAUGGUUUUGAAAAUGAAGAUUUGAUUGUUUGGAUGCGAACUGCAGCACUUCCUGAUUUUCGUAAAUUAUACAGACGUAUUGAUCAUUCUAAGGAAUUUAAAAAUGGCUUACCCAAAGGAAAUUACAAAUUAAUGAUAGAUUAUAAUUAUCCAGUUGCAGGCUUUGGUGGAACAAAAAGUUUGAUACUGUCCAAUACUUCAUUCACAGGAGGCAAAAACUCAUUUCUUGGAUAUGCUUAUAUUGUUGUUGGAUGUUGCUGCUUUUUAUUAGGGUUAUUAUUUUUAAUUCUUCAUAUCAAAUAUAAGCCCAGUGCAAGUACAGGUGACAUUUCCAUCGUUUCACCAUCAACAUCUUAUCAGUGAUUUAGUAAAAUUAUUUCUUUAUUGAAGAAAAUACCUUGUGUUUUUUGCACGUACAAAUUAAAUUGGGCUGUGCUUCAAUUAGCAACUAAUGAGCUUUAUAAGACAAUGUGAUAUAUAUAAAAACAAUUUAAUUUAUCACGAUUCUAUAAUCACAAUUGACCAAUGUCUAAUUUAUACUAAAAUGUACUUAUAAGUUAAUAGGAAUUAUUGUACCUUAAAAUAUAUCUGUAGUAAAUAUUAUAACACCAUACAACUUAAAUCAGAUGAAUCCGAUUUCCAUUAUUAAGUUAUAUCAUUAAGUAUUACAAAACACUGUCACUGAAAUAAGUUUUGAUAAUUUGUUAAAAUUUGUUAUAAAAAUAAUUUGUUACCUUUAUAUAACAUUGUUAAGCUUUAAACUAUGUAUUUGCACAAUAUUUUAAUGUAAAAUGAAUCUUAAAGAAGGAUUUUAAGUAUGUGUCUAGUCAUAAGGGCUAACAUUUGUUAGCUGUUAAUAAGACUUAAUUUUAGAACACUAAGCUUAAAGCUUAUUUUAGUAUUAUUUGUUUACACUUAAAUAUUAUUAAAUAAUAAUAUAUUUGUUGAU
Messenger RNA from Diuraphis noxia (Russian wheat aphid), 2252 nucleotides. RefSeq names its product cell cycle control protein 50A (gene CDC50). Gene Ontology annotation, cellular component: endoplasmic reticulum; Golgi apparatus; plasma membrane. Lineage: Eukaryota; Metazoa; Arthropoda; Insecta; Hemiptera; Aphididae. The record is from RefSeq and is a predicted model, not a curated record.